Molecule: messenger RNA, 323 nt
Organism: Agrilus planipennis (emerald ash borer)
Lineage: Eukaryota; Metazoa; Arthropoda; Insecta; Coleoptera; Buprestidae
Product: probable cytochrome P450 12a5, mitochondrial
Exons: 3
Coding region: 54-323 (89 amino acids)
Molecular function (GO): heme binding; monooxygenase activity; iron ion binding
Source: RefSeq, a predicted model, not a curated record
AUGAUUUAGUCCCCGAUUCAGAAACACAAAAGUUGGUAGAUUACGUCAUCGAAAUGUUUUGGCUGAUUUAUCAAUUCGACGUGUUGCCAUCCCUUUGGAAAUAUAUUAGCACUCCCUUAUGGAAAAGAUACAUAACGGUGUUGGAUUACAUAACACUAACGUUUGUAAAGUAUAUAGACGAAACGGCCAAAAACAUUGGUGACAAAUUGCAAAAUAAAGCGGAAUAUGAAAUGAGCAUUUUGGAGAGACUUUUGAAAUUAGACCCACGUAUUGCAAAAGCUACUGCUAUUGAUACACUAACCGCUGGCAUAGACACGCUGUAA